AUCAAGACGAGUUUUAUUUGUAUUUCAUUUAUUAUAUUCAACUUCUCAACAGAAACAGGGCGCCAAAUCCACCAAACCCUAACUCUCUUUCUGGUAACCGGAAUCUUCCAUCAAUUCUUCGCUGAAAUCCGGAUUGGAAAAGAAAUCGAUAAUCCUCAAAUGCAUUGGAAGAACUUUGUUGCCUCCGACUGGGUGUUUAUUUGCUAAUAUAUUGCAGCUAAUUUAAAUUGUAACUAUCUACUAUCGAAAUGACAAAUUGGCUGAAUUAAUUGUACGGGUUGAUAUUUGAUGCUUAUAUAGACUUCACUGCUGCCCGUGUUUCAACAGUUAUGUAAUUCCAAUGUCAACAAUGUGUUAUCUAAAUCUUGAUAUUCAAGGGUUCCAUAGUAUUGCAUAAACAACCUCAUAAUACGAACAGUUAACAGAUACUAGGAAGGUGGUUAUGGAUUACUUCUAGCUUUUGAAGUUCAUUCUGGUAUACAAGUUAAUUGAGAAUGUAAAUUUUUGGUUCUUCAUGAGUAUUUCUCAAUGGGAGACCCAUCACAUGCUUCUCAUGCAAGUAAAACCUUGGAAGUGCCAACUGUUGUCAUGCAUAGAAAGAGACAAGAUAGAUGUUUAGUUGCUUCUGCUCCUAAGUCUUUCUCACGGAAAGUCUUCAGACAUAUAACUUCUCUGGACCAUGGUAGACUGGGAUUUACAGCUGGUCCGGCGGCACUUUUUUUACUGAAAGUUGCAGCCCUGGAGAUUGUGCGAAGGGUCUCCAGGGCUAAAUGUCCAUUUGCUUGGUUCAGUCUUCAGACACUGCAAAUUCUUUGCUAUCCACCCUUCAAGUGGAUUGAGAGAUGGCCAGUCUUCAAAGGUUUGGUUAAGGGUAUGCAGACAUUGUCGAGGCCAUUAUUGUUCCUCUCAAUUGCGACGGUUUUUUCUGAUCAAUCAGAGUGCAGUAAAGAAACCUCAGAGGAGACCACUGGUUCUCAACAAUAUUUGGAACCACAAUCAGAAGAGUCAACUCUUGAUACAAGGACCAAUGAUGAAAGUGAAACUCCCCAAAGUAUGCCAUCUGAAAGUUGGUUGAUACAACUUCACAGAGAACUGGAAAAGCAGGGAAUUACUUUACCAGAAAGGAUUAAUGAGGAUGAGCUCUGUAGAUUCUACACUGCUGCCAAUGGUGACUUUUCAUGCUUGCUUUCAUCAAUCAAGAAGACCAUCCGUUGGAGGGAGACUUAUAGGAUACUUUCUGCUCAAGAACUUGAGGUUUGGUCACAUCUGGUUUUUUGGCAUGGAUGUGAUGCGAAGCUCCGACCUUGCCUUAUUAUUCGUCUUGGACUGGCUUGCUCCAGCUUAGCAUCUCAUGACAGACCUCGCUUUGCUCAGGCAGUGGUAUCUCAAGUAGAACAUGGGGUACUACAUCUGGUAAACAUAGAAGAUCCUCAGAUUACAGUCUUAAUGGAUUGUGAAGGGCUCUCCCCUCUCAGGUUUCCCAUGCAAAUGAUGAGAUCUUGUUUAGCACUCAUGCAAAAUCAUUAUCCAAACCGUCUUGCCUGUUUCUUUGUUAUACGGCUUCCUCCAGUUGUUCGAGUCAUUGCACAAACUUUUAUUCAAGUUCUGAAACCUGUCACUCGGAAAAAGUUGAGGAUUGAAGGGGAUACGUACCAAAAGGUUCUCAGCGAGUUCCUCCAGACUCUCCCCGCAUUUCUUGGUGGCAGUUGUACAUGCUUCAAGUGUGUGAAUCUUGGAAGCCGCGAUAUUUGGCGUCAGACAGGUCGGGAGACUGACAAGAGACGGUUAGUUGUGGAUUCUUCAAACCAUGAGGACCUAUCCUCAGCAGUGGAUGCAUACCCGGUCGACUUUGACAUGAACGGUAACUGGGACCAGGUUCUAAGGACUGCCAUAGUAGCAAUCCUCAUGUUGUUUAUUUUUAGUGCCUUUAUUGGGGGGUUGUAUGAUCCAGAUGGUCUUCCCAUGCUCUCAUGAUUCAUAUAAAGCCAAUAUCAUAUGCUUCCUUUGGGUGUCUCAAGUCAGUUAUGUCCACUCCCUCUUCAAAAUUAGUUCUGUUUAUGAGCUGAAGAAUCUUAACUCCACCGUUGUUACUGAAUGUACUGUUGUAUCAGUGUUCACAUUGGAAGAAGCACCAGUAUAUAUUUUUGACGUGUAUGUUUGCUAGCUGGAGAGGUUAUUGAUAUGUAAAUAAGCUAUUAUGCAGUUUGAACCUGUCAGGUGAAUUUAUGCUGUUAGAUGUGGACAGAUUGUCAUACAUAAUUAGCUUGGAUUGAUUUUGUUCCGUGA
Molecule: messenger RNA, 2286 nt
Organism: Nelumbo nucifera (sacred lotus)
Lineage: Eukaryota; Viridiplantae; Streptophyta; Magnoliopsida; Proteales; Nelumbonaceae
Product: SEC14 cytosolic factor family protein / phosphoglyceride transfer family protein
Source: RefSeq, a predicted model, not a curated record